AAGAAGAAGAAGAAGAAGAAGAAGAAAGAGGGAAGGAGAUCGAAAACCUGUAAUGGCAGGGCGCUACGGUCCUCUGAGAGUCUCUGCUCCCUCUCCGUCCUCGAGGCUCAUCAUUCUGCUGACGCUCCUCCCCCUCGCUCUCGCGGCCUUCGCGUUCGUCCUUCAAUGGCGAGGAGGCCUCGUUGAUCCUUCCAGUCGAUGGCCCGGCGAGCCGCCCUCGUUUCCAGGCAUGGUGGAUAGCCCCCCCGUAGCUAGGCCUUCCUUGUUGUCGACAGUUGAUUGCUCCGAUCGAUCCCACCGUGGUUCAUCCUCCGGAUUCCCAUACUUUAAGGGGCGCGGAUUCGAUUUCCCUGCCGAGCAGCAUCCUAAGAUUUGCAUUACAACAAGUACAUCAGCUGGUUUAGAUCAGCUUCUACCAUGGAUAUUCUAUCAUAAAAUCAUGGGAGUUUCCAACUACUUUUUGUUUGUGGAGGGAAAAGCUGCAUCUUCAAAUGCCACUGCCGUCUUGGAGGCUAUCCCCGGAGUGAAAGUGAUAUACCGAACCAAAGAAUUGGAGGAACAGCAGGCUAGAAGCCGUAUUUGGAAUGAGACUUGGUUGUCAUCUUUCUUUUACAAGCCUUGCAACUAUGAGCUAUUUGUCAAACAGACACUUAACAUGGAGAUGGCUAUUGUGAUGGCACGGGAUGCAGGCAUGGAUUGGAUUAUUCAUCUUGACACUGAUGAACUUGUUCAUCCAGCUGGUGCUCGGGAAUACUCACUUAAAAGUUUGUUCAAAGAUGUUCCAGAAAAUGUUGAUAUUGUCAUUUUUCCAAAUUAUGAGAGUUGUAUUGAGCGAGAUGACAUAAAGGAACCCUUUGUUGAGGUCUCUAUGUUCAAGAAGAACUAUGAUCAUCUCACGAAGGAGAUGUACUUUGGCAAUUACAAGGAAGCAACUCGUGGUAACCCUAAUUAUUUUCUGACUUAUGGAAAUGGAAAGUCAGCUGCUCGUGUCCAAGAUCAUCUGCGUCCUAACGGUGCGCAUAGGUGGCAUAACUACAUCAAGACACCAAAUGAGGUCAAGCUGGAGGAGGCUGCAGUUCUACACUAUUCUUACACCAAAUUCUCAGACAUUACUUCUAGACGUGCCCGCUGUCGUUGCAAGGCCACGAAGGAGGAUCUUAAUAGGUGUUUCAUGAUCGACUUCGACAAAAUUGCGUACAUAAUUGCUUCAACCGCGUCCGAAGAGGAGAUGCGUCAGUGGUAUCGCAAGCAAGUGGUCUGGGCCGAUGAAGCUUUGAAGCUGAAGCUUCUCAAAAAAGGCAUUCUCACCCGAAUUGAUGCCCCCUCGGUUAUAAUUCAAGGCUUGAAGGAUUCUGGCAUUUUCAGCUCGUUUCUUGAAUCUAGAAAAGAUUCGGUGCCAAAGGAAAACAUCUCCUCCUCCAUGGAACGUCCAAAGGACACCAACAUCUCACAAGUACCACAUACACAUACAGUGUUGAAGAUGAAGCCACUUCCAGCAAGGAGGAGGAACGGGGGAAAGCAUCAAGCAGUUGCUCGAAGAACCCUGGCUUCCAUUGAUGCUUUGGCGAAAGCAGUGCCUCCGCGCCCCUCACCUGCUGGGAGGCGGACGAGGGCCAACUUCACAUCUUAAUUGCCUCUUUCUGUUUAAUGAUCCUUGGUGAGUUGGUGUGAUGAUUGAUAUCACGACAUAAAGGGGGAACAGGAGAGAGUGAGAAAGAGCAGUUUGGGUGUCAACUGUUCUGCUUAUUGGCGCCUCUUUCCUGCCAUUACGCAAACACUGUUGUAAAGUUCACGUUCCGGUGCUGUCUCACGGGUUAACGGAAUACGGGACUUUUCCAACUUCUGAUGAGGACUUCAAUCGUCCAUUUGCGAAUCGAUGGUUUGGUGUAUAAAUUACAGGCCGGAGAAGGGGAACGCUGGGUUGCUCGCAGAAGAUCCGGUAUCUGCUGAAGGAAUGUAGAUUAGUUUAUUCUUUUUUUCUCUUUAAUCCUUUUUUUAUUCGAUGCUUGGA
Nymphaea colorata (pocket water lily) is the source of this 2011-nucleotide messenger RNA. RefSeq names its product glycosyltransferase-like At2g41451. Gene Ontology annotation, biological process: cellulose biosynthetic process; response to abscisic acid. The record is from RefSeq and is a predicted model, not a curated record. Bases 53 to 1630 code for a protein of 525 amino acids. The transcript is spliced from 11 exons. Lineage: Eukaryota; Viridiplantae; Streptophyta; Magnoliopsida; Nymphaeales; Nymphaeaceae.